AUUUUAUUGUGUAAAUCCUCGGAUAGAAAUGUCGCAUGAAGACGCCGAUUUGGCCGUGGCCCGCCGCCUCCAAGCCGAAUUCGAUUCGGAAAUCAGCUCAUUUCUGCCCCCUGACACUGACGGCCCCGCCCACGGCCCCGCCCAUUCUGCUUCGUCGGGGAUAUCCCAAUCCGAUAGACCUUCAGAAGUGGAGACUGAGUGGUACACAGUCAACAACCACCCCACUACCUGCCUCCUCCCCUCCCGCCUUAUCCCACGCCUCCACGCCCGAAAGUUGAUGUCGGCUAUGAAGGACUACCCCCAAUCCAUGUCAGCCUCUUCUAACGAGAGCUCCCUAAUCGCACCUGAAUGGGAAGACGUGGACCCGACGCCGGAUUUGCACGCUCUAUUCUUGCAGUACAAUGACCGAUUCUUUGACGGCCGUUUGAGUGGAUGUGAGGUCAAAUGGUCGCCCCGGAUGACCUUAUGUGCCGGAUUAUGCUCGUAUCAACGACGGGCUCGAUAUUGCUCUAUUCGUCUUAGUGUUCCCUUGCUCAAAUUGCGACCUCGAAAAGAUUUGGUGGAAACGUUGCUCCAUGAGAUGAUUCAUGCCUUUCUAUUUGUCACGGAUGGUAAUGAUGACCAUGACGGCCACGGUCCGGCCUUUCAUGAGCACAUGUUCCGGAUUAAUAAGGAGGCGGGCACCAGUAUCAGUGUUUACCAUAAUUUUCAUGACGAGGUUAACUUUUAUAAAACUCAUUGGUGGAAAUGUGACGGGCCUUGUCAAAAUCGGAAACCAUUUUUGGGUAUGGUUAAGCGCUCUAUGAACCGUGCACCCGGUCCCAAUGAUCGAUGGUUUGCCGCACAUCAGGCUACUUGUGGCGGGACUUUCAUCAAAAUCAAAGAACCCGAGGGUUACGGUCAAAAAAAGGCUGGGCAAAAGCGGAAAUCCCCUGAAGACAACCAAAAAGACAUACGCUCAUUUAUCAAGGGUAAGGAAAAUGCUCGCAGUCCGUCCAGCAAUGGGGUUCGUGGGGGCGGCGAACGUGGGAACAUCUUUGGAUUCGGAGGGUCCAGUUUUAGCGGUGUAAAUCAAAGUGACAGUCGUGGUCUUAAGACCAAGGGAAAGUCCGGUGCCAUGGUGGUUAAUCCAGGUUGGAAAAUGCCAAAGGACAAUUCGAAUCAUGGAAAUGUCAUUGUGCCAAAAGGGACGACCACGGCUACGGGUAGGCCGGUCAACUCCUCUUCCAUCUCAACGUCGCCUGAAUCUCACCAAAUCUCGUCCAAUUUGGUACGUCAACAAAUGCGCGAGUUUUGGAGCAAGAAGUCGAACGUGAAAAAAAAUGCAACCCCCGAUCACGAUUUGCUGAAAGAUCAAGCCGAACCAAAAUGCACCGAUUGUCCUGUGUGUGGAGAGAAAGUGCUCAAUUCUGUGAUAAAUCAACACCUGGAUGAUUGCUUGACUCAAGAGAGCCUCAAAUGUGAUUCAGACUCGAAAAUUUGCCCAAAAUGUCGCAGAGAAGUCUUCAAAGAUGAGUUUCCCUUUCACAAGCAAGUGUGUUUCUAAUAAAUGAAAGAUAACCCUGAU
Messenger RNA from Tigriopus californicus, 1567 nucleotides. RefSeq names its product DNA-dependent metalloprotease dvc-1-like (gene mh). Bases 29 to 1546 code for a protein of 505 amino acids. Gene Ontology annotation, cellular component: nucleus. Gene Ontology annotation, molecular function: metalloendopeptidase activity; polyubiquitin modification-dependent protein binding; single-stranded DNA binding. Gene Ontology annotation, biological process: DNA repair. NCBI's taxonomy places the organism in Eukaryota, Metazoa, Arthropoda, Copepoda, Harpacticoida, Harpacticidae. The transcript has 6 exons. The record is from RefSeq and is a predicted model, not a curated record.